AUGUUACUCUUUUCAUUGUCACUUUCACUUCAAUCUCUAAUAGAACAUCAUGAAAUAUUUACAAUUAUUUUAUCAUUCUGUAUAAUAGCUAAUAGAAAUCUUGUUGAUUAUAAAAAUAGAGAUAUUCUUUUCAUUAUUAUCACUAUUAAUAUUAUUAUCAUCAUUAUUAUUAUUAUUAGUUUUAUUAAGCAAGUUGAUUUAAUUCUAACAAUCCUUCAUACAAAAAUGUCUUCAUUAUCAAAAUCAACACUCGAAUUUGACACAUCAUCAAUUCAAACAAAUCCUAAUGCUGAAAAUUUUCAUUCAACAAAAUCAACUAUUUUUUUCAGUGAAAAAAAUUUCAAUCGAAAUGCUAAUGAUGUUCAUGAUGAUCUAAGUAACGAAAAUAAAUUUUUACAUCGUUCAACGCAGAGUUCUAUGGAUAUACCAAAGCGUCAACAUUGUUUUUCUAUAAAAGAAGAAGAUCCUUCUACAGGAAAUGAGCCUAUUCGAAUUGAAAGUGCUCUUUUAGCUAUUAAUGAUUAUCCCUAUCAUGCAAAACAUUUGAUACUGCAGGAAUCGCAGCCCAUUAUUAAAAUACAUAUGAAUAGAACAAUUGAUCGCAUUAAAAGAAAUGGAGCUGGAGAUGAAAAUUUUUGUUCUUGUUUAAAUAAUAAACAAGCACAAACUCUGACAGUGAAAGACAGCAAUCAUUAUUUGAUACUCGAACAAGUACCUACACGUAAUCGGCGAACGCUUCAAUUGUCAUCAAAAACACUUCUUAUUAUUAUUAGUAGUAGUGCUUUUAUAUUUGCUCUCUUGCUCUGCUUAACAAUGGUAUUUUUCACGUUAUAA
This is a messenger RNA of Rotaria socialis, 834 nucleotides long. Lineage: Eukaryota; Metazoa; Rotifera; Eurotatoria; Philodinida; Philodinidae. The record is from the annotation of a GenBank genome assembly.